CUCACGGCGUGACCAAAAAUCUAAAAUACUCAAAGUCAGCAGUCGGCUAUCAACCAAAACAAAACAAAGAAUCAUAAAAAAAAUAAAAAAAAAGAUGGGAAUAGUAGAGGAAGCUCACAACGUGAAAGUGUUGGGUUCAGGAGACAAGUUCAUAAUCCUGGCUCAUGGAUUUGGCACCGAUCAAUCUGUGUGGAAACACUUCAUCCCUCAUCUGCUUGAUGAUUAUCGCGUCAUUCUCUACGAUAACAUGGGUGCAGGUACCACUAACCCUGAUUACUUCGACUUUGAAAGACACUCCAGCUUGGAAGGCUAUGCCUACGAUUUGCUUGCGAUUCUUGAAGAACUUUCUGUUCAUUCUUGCAUCUUUGUUGGCCACUCCGUUUCCGCUAUGAUUGGCGCUGUUGCUUCUAUUGCUCGCCCCGAUCUCUUCUCUAAGCUCAUCAUGGUCUCUGCUUCCCCUAGGUACUUAAACGAUGUGAAUUACUACGGAGGAUUUGAGCAGGAAGAUCUAGACCAAUUGUUCGACGCUAUGUCGGCAAACUACAAAGCAUGGUGCAACGGUUUUGCGCCGCUGGCAGUCGGCGGAGAUAUGGAGUCCGUGGCGGUGCAGGCGCUUGUUGUGUCACGCACCAUUUUCCAAAGCGAUAUGAGGCAGAUCUUGGUACACGUCACCGUGCCGUGCCACAUCUUGCAGAGCAAGAAGGACAUGGCGGUUCCAGUAGUGGUCUCCGAAUACCUCCACCAAAACCUUGGCGGCAUCUCCGUGGUCGAGGUCAUGGCCACUGAUGGCCACUUGCCGCAAUUGAGCUCGCCGGAUAUUGUUAUUCCAGUGCUUCUCAAGCAUAUUCAACAUGAUAUUGUGGUAUGAAUUAUAUUAAGGAAUUGAAGAAAGUUAGUUGGCAGUGAUGUCAAUGUUUUUAGUUAAAAACAACGAAAAUGUUAGAAUCCAUAAUAUGUCGCCAUCUAGAUUUAGAUUGAGAAAAUGUUAAUGGGAGAAUUAAUUAAUCUGUAGCUUUAUUUUGGUUGUCUUGGUAGCGUGUUUGAUUUCUUAAGGUUAAUUCACCAAGAGCAAUAAUGGCUUAUGAUGGUUGUGUAUUUGUGCAAGUCAUUAUUCUCUCUCCGAGAAACAAAAUCAGAGUAUGUGUACUCUAUCCCCUGUUCUCCUUUGUCUAUAUUAUUGUUUGUUGUCUCAA
Molecule: messenger RNA, 1193 nt
Organism: Arachis duranensis
Lineage: Eukaryota; Viridiplantae; Streptophyta; Magnoliopsida; Fabales; Fabaceae
Product: probable esterase KAI2
Exons: 2
Coding region: 95-868 (257 amino acids)
Biological process (GO): response to karrikin
Source: RefSeq, a predicted model, not a curated record